AUGCAGUCCCAGCUCCAAGGCAAAGCUCUGUCAUCGCCACAGAUUCUCGUGUCGGGUUGCGGGAAUUCAAGGCUUUCCGAGCACCUCUAUGAUGCUGGGUUCAGGGACAUCACUAAUGUCAAUUUUUCUAAGGUUGUCAUCUCGGACAUGUUGAGCCGCAAUGUCCGUGAACGAAUCGGCAUGCGGUGGCGCGUCAUGGACAUGACCAAAAUGCAGUUUGAGGAUGCGACCUUUGAUGCCGUACUUGAUAAAGGUGGUUUGGAUGCUUUAAUGGAGCCAGAGCUGGGUCCUGAUUUAUGGAAGAAAUAUUUAUCAGAGGUUAAAAGGGUGUUAAAAUUUGGCGGGAAGUUUAUUUGUCUUACCUUUGCAGAGGCUCACGUUCUUGGUUUGCUUUUCUCUACAUUUCGCUUUGGGUGGAAAAUGAGUAUUCAUGCCAUACCUCAAAAACCAUCUAACAAGCCUAGCCUUCAAACAUUUAUGAUGGUUGCUGAAAAGGAGACAUCAACUAUGCUGCAUGAGAUAGUGUCAUCAUUCAACAAUUCCUCUCUUGUUUGUAGUGGAGAUCAGAUCCCAUCCAAAUCUAUGGUUCGUAAAGCUUAA
Molecule: messenger RNA, 600 nt
Organism: Humulus lupulus (European hop)
Lineage: Eukaryota; Viridiplantae; Streptophyta; Magnoliopsida; Rosales; Cannabaceae
Exons: 6
Coding region: 1-600 (199 amino acids)
Molecular function (GO): S-adenosylmethionine-dependent methyltransferase activity
Source: RefSeq, a predicted model, not a curated record